Messenger RNA from Hemicordylus capensis (graceful crag lizard), 4832 nucleotides. It is a transcript of the gene PWP2, whose product is annotated as PWP2 small subunit processome component. Gene Ontology annotation, molecular function: protein binding. Gene Ontology annotation, cellular component: Pwp2p-containing subcomplex of 90S preribosome; small-subunit processome. Gene Ontology annotation, biological process: ribosomal small subunit assembly; maturation of SSU-rRNA from tricistronic rRNA transcript (SSU-rRNA, 5.8S rRNA, LSU-rRNA). The record is from RefSeq and is a predicted model, not a curated record. Lineage: Eukaryota; Metazoa; Chordata; Lepidosauria; Squamata; Cordylidae. The transcript is spliced from 21 exons. Bases 88 to 2823 code for a protein of 911 amino acids.
GGAACGCGGGAGAUCUUCCGGGUCCUCCCUGCUUCCCAUGUGUGUGUUCCGCAGGCCGCUGGAACCGGCACGAGGGUGGCUGCGGGGAUGAAGUUCGCUUAUAAGUUCUCCAACUUGUUGGGCACAGUUUACCGACACGGAAACCUGAAUUUCACUCCAGAUGGGAACUCGCUGAUUAGUCCUGUGGGAAAUAGGAUUACUGUCUUUGACCUGAAAAAUAACAAAUCUGAAACAUUACCUCUGGCAGCUCGAUACAAUGUUAAGUGCGUCGGACUCUCUCCAGAUGGAAAUCUUGCUAUAUUAAUCGAUGAAGAGGGAGCAGCCUUACUUGUUAGCCUGAUCAGUAGAUCUGUGAUCCAUCAGUUCAAUUUUCAGAAACCUGUCCAUAGUGUCUGCUUUUCCCCAAAUGGAAAGAAAUUUGUGGUCACAAAGGACAAGGUUGCUCUGAUGUAUCAUGCCCCAGGGAAACAGCGAGAAUUUAAUGCAUUUGUCCUUGACACAACUUACUAUGGUGCAUAUGAUGAAACAACAUGCAUUGACUGGACUAAUGAUUCCAAAUGUUUUGCGGUAGGCAGCAAGGAUAUGUCAACAUGGGUCUUCGGAGCAGAACGAUGGGCUAACCUAAUUUAUUAUGCCUUGGGCGGUCAUAAGGAUGCAAUUGUUGGCUGUUUUUUUGAAGAAAACAGUCUGGAUCUGUACACUGUCAGUCGAGAUGGGGCUUUGUGUGUAUGGCAGUGUGACACUGGUCUAGAUGGCUUGAAAACGAGACAGCCCAAGGACAAAACUGAAGACAAGGAAUCUGCAAAAGACCUUGAUAAAGAGUCUGCAGAAGCACAAAGGGGCAAAGAGGUCCAUGGGGUAGCCAGUGCAAAUGGAAAAGAGAACAGAAAGAAAGUGAAAUACUCAUGUGCUGCCAAAUAUUUUUUCAACAAAGAAGGAGAUUUUAACAGUCUGACAGCUGCAGCUUACCACAAGAAAAUCCACCUUCUGGUCACCGGUUUUGCUUCUGGGAUUUUUCACCUCCAUGAGCUUCCAGAGUUCAACCUCAUCCAUUCUUUAAGCAUUUCAGAUCAAAAGAUCGCAUCUAUUUCAAUCAACAGUACUGGUGACUGGAUUGCCUUUGGAUGUGGAGGUCUGGGACAGCUCCUGGUAUGGGAAUGGCAAAGUGAGUCCUAUGUACUGAAGCAGCAAGGUCAUUUCAACAGCAUGGUGUCACUUGCAUAUUCUCCAGAUGGACAGUACUUGGUUACUGGUGGGGAUGAUGGGAAAGUGAAGGUAUGGAACACCAGCAGUGGCUUCUGCUUUGUCACCUUUACGGAACAUACUAGCAGCAUAUCUGCUGUAACAUUUACCACCUCAGGCUAUGUAAUUUUGAGUGCUUCUCUGGAUGGAACAGUGCGGGCUUUUGAUCUGCACAGAUACCGAAAUUUCCGCACAUUCACUUCCCCGCGACCAACACAGUUCUCUUGUUUGGCAGUGGACUCCAGUGGUGAGAUUGUUGCAGCUGGUUCUCAGGACUCUUUUGAAGUAUUUGUGUGGUCAGUGCAGAGUGGACGCCUUUUAGAUAUCUUGGCUGGCCAUGAGGGCCCCAUCAGCAGUCUGUGUUUUAAUCCAAUGAAGUGUGUCCUAGCAAGUGCCUCUUGGGAUAAAACAGUCAGAUUAUGGGAUAUGCUGGAUAGCUGGAGGACCAAGGAAACGCUGCCACUGAACUCCGAUGUGCUUGCGGUUGCUUUUCGCCCGGAUGGCAGUGAGCUUGCAGUUGCUUCCCUGGAUGGACAGAUCACUUUUUGGGAUCAUGAAAAUGCAAUGCAGAUUGGAUCGAUUGUGGGAAGACAUGACUUACAAAUGGGGAGAAAGGAACUGGACAAAAUAACAGCCAAGCAAGCUGCUAAAGGGAAAUCUUUUACUACUAUCUGUUACUCAGCUGAUGGGCAGUCCAUUCUGGCAGGAGGGCUGUCAAAGUUUGUCUGUAUUUAUCACGUCAAGGAGCAGAUUCUCAUGAAGAAAUUUGAAAUAUCUUGCAAUCUAUCUUUAGAUGCAAUGGAGGAGUACUUGGAUCGCAGGAAAAUGACUGAGUUUGGCAGCAUGGCAUUAAUAGAUGAAGGAACUGGGGAAGAUGAUGGUGUUGCCAUCCCUCUUCCAGGGGUCAAACGAGGUGAUAUGAGUUCUCGACAUUUUAAACCAGAGAUAAGAGUGACCUGCCUCCGUUUCUCUCCUACAGGACGAAGUUGGGCAGCAACCACUACAGAAGGCCUUCUUAUCUAUUCUUUAGACUCCGGGCUGGUCUUUGAUCCAUUUGAUCUGGACAUUGACAUCACCCCUAGCAAUGUUCGCAAAGUACUCCAUCAGAAGGAGUACACCAAGGCAAUUGUCAUGGCUUUUCGACUGAAUGAAAAGAAACUAAUUCAGGAGGUCCUGGAAACUGUGCCAUACAAUGAAAUUGAUGUAAUCUGCACAUCACUCCCAGAACUAUAUAUAGAAAAGAUGCUAGAAUUCUUAGCAUCUUCAUUUGAGACAUCUCGUCACUUGGAAUUCUACCUCAUGUGGACUCAGCGAUUGCUCAUGUUGCAUGGCUGCAAGUUAAAAACAAGAUCAGGGAAACUGCUACCUACCAUUCAGUUUCUUCAGAAGAGCAUUCAGCGCCACUUUGAAGAUGUUUCCAAACUUUGUGAUUGGAAUUGUUAUAACAUGAAAUACAUUCUGGCUAUUUCACAACAACGGGGAAUGAAACGUACAGCAGAAGAAUCUGAGAAUGACGAAGACUUGCAGGAUUCGGAAGACUCGAGUAAUGAUUCACCUAUGGAAUCAACUGUCCUUUCUUGAACAUCACUUGGUUAAUUUUUGAGAACUUUUUAAAACUGACACCGCAAUAAUUUAAACAGUGGUAUUCACUGAGAACUGAACAGCCCUCAUAGGGCUUCUUUUGUACAGUUGACAUGGAUGUGCAGCAACUUGACUGGGAGUCAGCAGUUACCCCUUUUGUUCAAACUAUGAUCUCUUUUUUGGUAACAGCAGAACAAACAAAUUUUCAAUAUUGCUAAGCUUCAAACAAGAGAGUGCUUGUGUUUAUCUUAGACAGGAUGGGUGCCAAAGUAUAUCAGGCACAACCCAACCACUGCUGGCACUCUUCAGCUUUCACAUGGGAACCUCGUUCCAUUAGGAUCCCUCCAAUAUCCCCACGGGAGACCCUCUUGAAGUAGAAGUGGCUCCCACUGGAAAAUAAUUUCACAUAUGCCCCCUGCCCUUCAUGUAUGUGCAGAGGUGCUUCCCACUUUCACAUAAAGUGGGAGUAUUGGGUUCCAGGCAUGACUUUUUCCUUUACUGUAGGUAAAACAUGAAAAUAUGUAGAAAUCCAUAUUGCUAGUUGCCUGAAGAACCCUGAUAUAAUCUCACUGCUAUCAAGUUAGACUACUGUUAUCAGAAAAGGUAAAGACUAGGGUCAGUGUGAACCUGCAUAAGUAUCUAAGAUUAUCUUUAAGGUUUCUAGGGCUAACUUAUAUCCCAGUAAUGUGGGAAUUGAGCCACUCUGAAAGGGGGCUGCUUGAGGAGUACAGCUUGUAUAGCUAAGAGUUUUUGCAACACUGGAAAGGUAGGAUGGUACCCCUGGCAGUGUGUGCAAAGAGUCUCUAGGCUGACGCACACAGCCUGAAGCUUCCUGACCAUGCACAUUCCCUCUUCCCACUCUGCUCCUGUGUGAUGUUGAUGUCCUGGUUUGGCUAGAUAACCCGUCCAUGUGUUGUCCAAACCCUGGAGCAGUUAAGUCUUGUGGUUUGUCAAGCUCCUUGGUUCAGACACACAAGGAGGUGCUUUAACAAAACCAGGAAACGGAUACCAGAGCUCUGCAGUGGAACUGAAAAGGAACCAACCCUGGUUUGUUCAGUUGUGUCUGAAUCUGCCCAAUAUUGGGAACAAAGCAAUGCUUAAUAGGAUUUCGUAAUCCUUUCUUUUAUUAUAUGAAUCAUCUCAUGAUAUAUAUUCUUGCUGUAAAGGAAUAAAUAUCCAUUUAAGAAAUUGGGCACAGGAAGCUUGGAAUAUGUUGGGGAGGUUAUAAAAAUAAUCCUAAUGCUUUCUGUGUGUUUAAACCCUGCAAUGAUUGUGCAGUUUUGUGAACAAACAAGGAAAUGCACAAAGCAAUGUAGUUACUACAAAGAAUUUUACUGUGUAUAAACUUUAGGGUCCAGGCUACAUACAUGUUAGUUUACCAUGUGAAAAGCAGCCCCACUCUGCUUGUUCAGGAUUUUGAAAGAUUUCUACUGAAAAUUGGAGUGGACUCAAGUCCUACAAACAAGAGGAGAAUGAACCACUGGCUGCUUUUGUCCUUUAUCUUGUUAUCACUCCAGACUAGCUAAUUUCCCCUGUUUCUGCAGUUGCUAGGAAGAGAGAGAUAAACAAGAGAAGAAAAGGUCUGGCCAUUGGCUGUUUAUCUUCAAUCUUCUCCAGCAUUCUUUGCCUAUUAGUGGGAAGGCUUCAGAGAGAGUUGGCUGCUUUUCAUGUGGUCAGCACACUGUGAAUCAUACUACACAUUAUAUCACAAUAAAUAUGUUCACUAUUUGCUAUUGGAUAACCAGUGGAGAAGCUCGUAAAUGGAUCCAAAAACAGUUGCUUUAGAAAAUAAACACACACCCAAUGGUGAUGUUUUGAGCAUUUUUUGGUUUGGUAUGGAGUUGGUUUCACAGAAUUUCUAGUACCAAACUCCAGAGUACGAUGUUUCUGUUCCCUUUUACAUAAGUAAAGGGUACAAAGGCCACUGGGCCAGAUAUAUGUUUAGGGAUGGACAACACUGCUUAACUAUACCUGGUUAAUUUUUUUUAAUAAAAAUGACUGAAGGCUAA